Messenger RNA from Aspergillus glaucus CBS 516.65, 2150 nucleotides. Its product is annotated as flavin-containing monooxygenase. The transcript has a single exon. NCBI's taxonomy places the organism in Eukaryota, Fungi, Ascomycota, Eurotiomycetes, Eurotiales, Aspergillaceae. The coding region runs from base 234 to 1715 and encodes 493 amino acids. The record is from RefSeq and is a predicted model, not a curated record. Gene Ontology annotation, molecular function: N,N-dimethylaniline monooxygenase activity; NADP binding; flavin adenine dinucleotide binding.
AGAAAGAACCUCGGUCUAGGAACAGUUAGCAGUCCGAGGUCAGAUCUCUCAUCUGAUCUGAAUAUGAAUCUCGAAAUUGAAUAGCAUCGUGAAUACCGCAUUAGGAAAGUCGGCUGCCAUGAACCGUGGAUCGGCAAGUGGCCGUUGAUUGGCCAAUCUUUGCUAUUUUCCGCAAUCCUUGCGAGCAUCUUUCAAGUAUAUUACUUGCGUCUUUCUCUUUCCUAAACACUACAAUGUCAAACCCUCUAGUCAACAUGACAGACACACAGACCACAGAUGUUGUCAUUAUUGGCGCCGGUAUCUCCGGCAUCAACGCCGCAUAUCGCGUUCAAUCUGCUUUCCCUAACCAUUCUUACGCCCUUCUUGAAGCCCGCGAUAAUCUCGGUGGGACGUGGGAUCUUUUUCGCUACCCCGGUAUCCGCUCCGACUCAGAUUUGUUUACUUUUGGCUUCGCAUGGCAUCCCUGGCAUCAGGAUAACCCGAUCGCCACCGGCGAAUCGAUAGCAAAGUACCUGCGCGACACCGCAGACGAAUACAAAAUCACACCGCACAUCCACUUCCAACACAAAGUCCUCGCCGCAGACUGGUCUUCCAAGGAAAACCUCUGGUCGCUUACAGUCGAGCACGAUGGCAAGACCAAGACCAUGAAUGCGCGGUUUAUCGUCUGGGGCACAGGCUACUACGACUACAACCAACCCCUGCACUCACCCAUCCCGGGCCUGGAUAACUUCCGCGGCCAGCUCAUCCACCCUCAAUUCUGGCCCGAAGACCUCGACUAUACCGAUAAGAAUAUCGCAAUCGUCGGCUCCGGCGCAACAGCUGUGACCCUGCUCCCGAACCUGGCCGAAAAAGCCCGCCUCUGCACCAUGGUCCAGCGCUCCCCGACAUACAUCCUCUCCCUCCCGAACCGCAAUACAUCCAUCUGGUCAUACUUCCUGCCCUCUUCAUGGUCGCGCAAAAUGCAGCGGAUUUCAUGGAUCUGGACAUCCCGCAUCUUCUUUCUCUUCUGCCAGUCCUUCCCCUGGCUAGCACGGUUCAUCAUGAGCAUGCGUACCAAGAGCCAGCUUCCCGCGCACAUCCCAUGGGACCCGCACUUCAACCCGCGAUAUAACCCCUGGAACCAGCGGUUGUGCGUGUCGCCGGACGGAGACUUCUACAAAGCGCUGCGCAAGGGCCGCGCAGAUAUAAAAACGGAUACGAUCGACCAUGUCACGGAGAACGGAAUGAAGUUUGCCUCGGGCGAUAGUCUCGAGAAUCUCGAUAUUCUAAUCACGGCUACCGGUCUGCGGCUGCAGAUCGCCGGCGGGGCAUCCAUUACCGUCGACGGUGAACCCAUCCAUCUUGGCGAUAAGUACCUCUGGAACGGCGUGAUGCUGCAGGAUGUUCCGAAUACCUCGUUCGUGAUCGGGUACACGAAUGCAUCGUGGACGCUUGGUGCUGAUGCGACAGCGCACUUUAUCACCCGGUUGAUGCGAUGGAUGGAAGAUAACGGUGUUGUAGCUGCGACGCCGCGCCUGGCUGAAAACACGCACUUGGAGGAUAGACGGUUGUUGAAUCUCAACUCGACGUAUGUCACCGUCGCUGAGAAGGACCUGCCCAAGGCAGCUGAUCGGGGGCCGUGGAGGCCGAGGGAUAACUAUAUCUCGGAUCUAUCGUUUGCGAAGUGGGGGAAUUUCAACCAGGGUCUUCAGGUUGCCAAAAAGAAGGACCUAUAAACUAUGUACAUUUAUGCAAUGCUAUGCUAUGCUAUGAUAGAAUGCACAUCAUCCUGGUAUACCUACUCCGCACGUGGUUACAACCUCGGCAUCUCGGCAUUCCUCUUCGCACUCCCCUCCAACCCAUAAAGAAUCUCCUUCCCCCCAGGAAUAACCAUCUCAAACGUAUCCUGCACAACCGCAUACUCAAAAUACCCACACCUAGCAAUGGGCUUCGUCUUGCGCACAUCGAUCUUCCCAUCCGUCAACACCCUAUCAUCCACAUGAACCCCCACCACUUUUCCAAUAACAACAUCCACAGUUCCCAUGGGCGGGUUCGCAGGUAACCUUAGCGUAGAAUGAUACACGCAUUCGAACUUCACCGGCGAGUCCUUGACCAUGGGUACAUCCAUCAUACUCGCAUCCUCCUUCUCCAGCCCCGCGCGCACGAACUCA